Messenger RNA from Vicia villosa (hairy vetch), 825 nucleotides. RefSeq lists its product as uncharacterized. Lineage: Eukaryota; Viridiplantae; Streptophyta; Magnoliopsida; Fabales; Fabaceae. Gene Ontology annotation, molecular function: RNA-DNA hybrid ribonuclease activity; nucleic acid binding. The coding region runs from base 1 to 825 and encodes 274 amino acids. The record is from RefSeq and is a predicted model, not a curated record. The transcript is spliced from 2 exons.
AUGAAAAGUUUUGUUGGUUGUAGUAAUAAUGAGGAAAAUUCCUACCAUCUUUUCUUCCAGUGUCCCAAAAGUAUCGAGUGUUGGACUAAAGUGGGGCUAUGGCCCAUGUUGCAACAAUGUAUUAGCAAUGGAGGGACGUUCGCUUCUGUUAUUUUUUCUUUCUUGCAGGUUUCAAAUCAUGAUAAUCUAUCUUUGUUCUCCGUCAUUCUUUGGAGCAUUUGGAAAGGGAGAAAUAAUCAUAUUUGGAAUUCCGCGGAAGAACCGACAGAGGUAAUAUGUCAGCGAGCGGCUCAACUUUUGGCGGGAUGGAAAAAUGCUCAACAACAUCGCCAAAACAGUGAGAUUAACAAUCCUCGGUCAAUUGUUACUAGGUGGUGCAAACCUUCUGCUGGUCGUCUCAAGUGCAAUAUUGAUGCAUCCUUCUCCCAGAAUAAGGUAGGCAUUGGUAUUUGUAUUAGAAAUGAUGCGGGUCAGUUUAUUGCAGCUAGAACAGAAUGGUUCUCCCCAUGUACUGAAGUGACUAUAGGAGAAGCCAUAGGACUGUUGUCAGCUAUAAAGUGGGUUAUCAAUUUGGGUUUUGAUAAUAUGGAUUUUGAAUUAGAUGCAAAGCAAGUUGUCGAUGGUGUGAUCUCUGUGAAGCCAAACGACUCGGACUUUGGAGCUAUCGUCAAUGAUUGUAGAAGGUUAAUUACUCUCUCCUUAAGGAACUCUCAUGUUAAGUUCGUUAGAAGACAAGCCAAUGAGGUUGCUCAUGCUCUUGCACGGGUGGCUCCAUCCCUAGCUAGUUUUCACAAUUUUACUGAUAUUCCAAUAUUUAUGGAAUAA